Messenger RNA from Coregonus clupeaformis (lake whitefish), 1010 nucleotides. It is a transcript of the gene dctn3, whose product is annotated as dynactin 3 (p22). Lineage: Eukaryota; Metazoa; Chordata; Actinopteri; Salmoniformes; Salmonidae. The record is from RefSeq and is a predicted model, not a curated record. Bases 55 to 618 code for a protein of 187 amino acids. Gene Ontology annotation, cellular component: dynactin complex. The transcript has 7 exons. Gene Ontology annotation, biological process: cytoskeleton-dependent cytokinesis.
GUUGUACGUCAUUGCAACGAUCCAAAUCUAUUUGUUGUGCUCCCUGAAUCAAGAAUGGAUAGGAAAGCUGAAGUUGAUAACCUCGAAACGCGUCUUGAGACGCUGGAAAGUCGUAUAUACGGUGAAAGAAGGAACAAGGGAGGGAAACCCGUGAAGUGCGCCGAUUCCCUCUCCAGAGUUCAGGCCGCCCUUGCAAACACUGCAAAUAAGAGGGAACGAGUGAAGAUUCUACACAAAAAGAUUGAAGACCUGCUGAAGUAUCUGGACCCUCAGUUCACUGACCACAUCACUGUUCCUGAUGCCAUGAAGCUGGAAUUCAUCCUUGCUGAGGAGGACUUCCUGCUUUCCCAGGCCACCCUUCUGGAGCAGGUCAGCAACCUCCAGCCGCUAUUGGACAGCAACUACAUCCGAGAUGUGCCAGAGCAUGCCACCAAGCUACAGCGUUUGUCUCAGAUUCACAUCAAAGAGCAGGACCAAACUGAGGCCCAGUCCCUAGAGGUGAAGAAGCUGUUUGAGGAGUACAACAAAAUGAUGUUCCUGCUGUCCAAGCAGUUCACCCAGUGGGAUGAGAGCCUGCGGAACGUGGAGGAGGCCAAGGUCAUCCGUCAAGUGGAGUAGCGACCAUGUCCAGUGAUGACCGUUAUGACAAUGUCACGGCUUGAUGUCAUCCGUGUGUCCUAUAUGCAGCUUAAUAUAACUUGCUGGAGAUUAUUGUUAUUUAUUUACAGCUACAUCUAGAGACAUUUGCAUAGCUUUUUUUUUUUUGCAACCUUCUUGUACAUUUAUUCAACAUACAAUGUACCCAUGCAUUCCAAGUCUGCAACACUGCUCCAGGCAGUCACAAGACACUGCUUUUUUUCUGGGUCGCUUGACAGAAGAAAAGCAUAGAGAAGAAUUUGCACACUAACUUAUUUCUUCUUCCACAGUCCUGGUUUUAAAUGGUUUUAAAUCAGACAGCAUGACCGCAAAUGUAAAGUAAUUGCAAUAAAAUCCAUAUUAUUCAACUUGAA